Auanema sp. JU1783 is the source of this 1230-nucleotide messenger RNA. The record is from the annotation of a GenBank genome assembly. Lineage: Eukaryota; Metazoa; Nematoda; Chromadorea; Rhabditida; Rhabditidae.
AUGUCGACCAAUACUUUGAAUAACUUCAAACGAACCGCUUAUGACGUUUCGGGCUGUUUGCACAAAAAAAAGAGGAAGAUGAAAGAGGGAAAAAUGAAAGAGACUCUCUUAGUCAAAAUAAAAGAGAAAAAGGAAGUUCAUUCAAUCGUCGAUGACUUGUCUAUAAGAUUAGGCUCUGUUGGUGAAGAAUGGUUGACCACUAGUGCCGUCUCACCAAAGUAUUUUGAAUUCACUCCAAUUGAAAUGUUUGCUAUAACCAAACGUCUUGGUCUAGCAGAACCUACAGCUCCAGAUUCGAAAAUGGCUGCUGAUAUCGGCAACACCAUAGACUUUCUGCAUCGAGUAAGGGCUCUUAAGGUACGAGGUGCUAAAGGUUAUGUAGGCAGUUCCAACAUAGUCUGGAACUCGUUGGAAUUCAGUUUACAGUUUUGCAAAAGUUUAUUAGCCUUAUGGAUAACGGAUUCGGAUGUUUUACGGAUCAAAAGUGUUUGGACAUUGAAAGAUAGUAUACGACGUCUGGUAAUUCAUUAUUCAAUGAAACAAAUCAAGGAUCUUCUGCUUGAUGAAGAGCCUCCCAUUCCAAUUUCUGAGAUGGAAGCAUGGACAAGCUUGGAAGAAGCUGAUUUUUCUUUUAAUGAAGUGGAAGAAUUGGAUGAAACAGUCAGAUUACUUGGGAAAGUACAAGUUUUGAAUUUAUCACACAAUAGUCUCAAGGAUAUUGGUCCUCAUUUGCAACAUUUAACCAAUUUAACUGAACUUAACUUAUCGCACAAUAGCAUCAAUUGUGUGAAAGACUGGAAUUUAGUUCUGGGAAACAUCAAAAAACUAACUUUGGCAGGAAAUCAAAUAGAGAAUGUUGAAGGCUUAUCAAAACUGUACUCUUUGGAGUAUCUUGAUCUGAAGGAAAAUAAGAUUGAGACUAUCGAAUCUAUGCAGUCGUUGGGAAGAUUGCCAUGCUUGGAAGUUCUUAUUCUACGAGGGAACUUGGUUCGGAAAAUAGUCGACUAUAGGAGCAAAGCUUUCGAAGUUUUCGGUGAUCGCGCCAAGGAGAUUCAAUUGGAUAGUCGAUUAGCAGAUGCUCGAGAACUGGACACGGUUCGAGUCCGAUUAGCUUUGAAGCAAGCUAAGCUGGAAAAAGAGGAAAAAGAACGAAAACGUCGAGAACGUAUCAAAGAGAGAGUUAGAUAUAUCAGUGGCGAGGUUGAUAGUUUGAAGCCUGGCUCCCUAUAA